Wasmannia auropunctata (little fire ant) is the source of this 1437-nucleotide messenger RNA. RefSeq lists its product as uncharacterized. The record is from RefSeq and is a predicted model, not a curated record. The transcript has 5 exons. Bases 126 to 737 code for a protein of 203 amino acids. NCBI's taxonomy places the organism in Eukaryota, Metazoa, Arthropoda, Insecta, Hymenoptera, Formicidae.
AGGCACACAAGUUCCCCAACCGGGGAGCAUAACCUCCAAAAAAAAACUUAGAUAUCGAGACUUCUUGUGAGAAGAAUUACGAACUUUUAUUUAAUAGAAAUUACAAGCUGUGAACAGUUUAACGCAUGCAAGACAAAAGGUUUUCUGUGGAUCCUGUUAGGAAGCAGCAAUGGAUAAAAAUAAUGAAACUUGAACAUAAAAAGCUUUACAGAGGAAGUUAUCUAUGUUCUCUUCAUUUUGAAAAAAAGUAUUUAAACCAUUUGACGAUGAAUGUCAGAUUGAGAAAGGAUGCUAUUCCACAUCUUUCAGAUGAACAGCCUGAUGACGUUGAUGACAAAGAUGAAAUAGAUUUGACAUCUGUGGAUACAAGUGAUGAUGAUUUAAAUACCAGGGACAUGAAAAUACUAAAAGAUGAUGAUACUGAAGCCCUUCCUGCUGAUACUUAUUUAAUGUGUGAUAAGGCAACAAACACACCACCCUUAUUGUUGCAAGAAGCACGAGAAACGAGCAGAAAGCGAUCAACGAAUGAAAAAGGAACCAGCGUUUCGCCGGAAAGAAUAUGGAGUUGCUCGGCUGCACGGUCAAUUCAAGAAGCAAAUUUUGUAGCGGUUAAAAAUUUGAAGAGGGAAAUUAAACAUCUAGAGCAAUUGGUUAAAGUAAAAGAAAAGAAAAUUUUAACUUUCAAAAGUAUACUGGCCGAAUUAAAGUAUAUCAGCAGUGACGAAGAUUUAACGUGAUAAAUCGAAAAUAGAAAAUUAAUUACCAUCGAAAAAGAAACGAAGGAAAGAAGAACACAAUUGAAACAUGAGUGACGAGUAAUUUAUUGGUUACACGAGACAUGAGUAACUUAUUGAUUUUGCUUUAAUUAAGUGCGCAGCGAGCUUACAGAUUUCUUUGUAGUAUAGAAAUCUGUGAGCGUCGUGUUUCUGUUUUCUCCUUUCUGAUACUGCUCUCCCGCGUCUUGUAAAAAUUUGUAAAAAUGGAUGAAAAAUAUUCUUCUGACGCACGCAGCCAGUAAAAGUUGCAAAAGGUAUCGUAAAUGACAAUCAAUUUAUGCAGUUCAUAAGCACUCUGAAUUUAUUUUAUUUUCUUGGAAAAGGCAGUGAUAAGAACCACAGUAAAACUAAUGAAAUAUUAAAUAUUAAAAUUGUUAUUUAACAAGUAUUUUUUUAAAUUAAACUUUUAACUUUUCAUUAAAUAUAGAACGUUUUCGUCGAUUUGUGGGAGUGCUUUAUACUUAUGACCAAAGCUGUAUUCCACACAGAAUAUUUUAGACACAGAUAUAAUAUGACAUUAUAACUUUUUUCGUCAUUUAUAAGUCACAAAUAAUGUAAGAUUUUUCUUUAUCAUUAUAACAUCAUUUGACUUUCAGUUCUAUUUGUAUAUUGUAUAUACAUAAAAAAUGCAUUAUUAUAAUAAGAAUGUAUGUUUUGUAAA